UCUAAUGUAAACUAAUGGCCGCCGCCGUAAACGACGAGAUCCACUGAGACUCCAGUCGUUUCUGAUUACUGAGCAGCAAGGAAGACUGUGCUUACAGCAGCAAUGUCUGCCAAAAAGGGCGCCCCAAAGGGCAAAAGGCCCAAGUCUGGGAAAGGAAAAAAGGAAGAUGUGGAGGACCCUGCCAUUGUGCAACUUCGGAAAAUGACAGAAGAUCUUCGCGAACAAAACGCUGAACUGAGAGAAUCCGUCACUUACUAUCGUGACAAACUUCACGCCAUUGUACACCACGUCAUUGACUGUAAUGUGGACAACUACAAACCCACCAAAGGCAUAGCUUUAGUAGAUGUUCCAGAAUCUGAUGUGACGACCAUGGUGACUAAUUUGACCAUCACUCCUGGAAGUAGUUUGCAUGCUUAUGAAGUUCGUAUGGAAGAACUGGAAACGAGAAUCACACAACUGAAUGCAGAGUUAGCGAAACUUCUUAAAUUGAAAUUGAAAGUCGAAAACGGUUUAAAAGAUAUGGAGCGCAUGUACACAGUUGAAGAUCUCAGGGUACAAGGGAAGCGUUUGUGGUAUGAUUGCUGCAGCACACAUAUAUUUGUCACCCCAAUGGAAACCCCAAGGAUAGAAUUACCAGUCAAUGGUCACAUCACACCUGCCGCCAGUGAUGUGAUGUCAUCAAGACCACAGUCAGGUGUCAGUGACGUCACAAGUAUAGCCACUUCCUAUGCAGACUCUCAGCCUGAAAUUCCUCUGCUUUACCUCAAUGUUUUAAAUCCCCGUGCUCGGAGCAUCAACUUAACCCCAAGGGGCUCGGAGAAGGCAGAGCUGGAACCACCUGAAAAAAAGCUUCCUGGUGACACUCACAUAUUUGACAUGCAUCCCGGUUUAAGGAGUCUUAUCAUCAGGAGUCUAAGCAAAAGAAAGGGGAAUGCUUGUGACUGGCGACUCAUCGCUUACAGAGUUGGGAUUCCGGAGAAUUUGGUGAACCAAUGGUUGAGGAUGCGGGCACCCUAUGCGAUGGCCCUGGUCAUGAAAGUAUGGGGAGACAGUGUUGGGGCAACUGUCCGAAUGCUGCACAGACAUCUUGUGUCACCUCAGAUGAAAGCUGUCGUGCUAGCCAAGCGGGUUGCUGACUUUUAUGACGUUGAUUAGGAUUAUUAUUUAUAUUAUUUUCCCUCUCUUUUUAAUUGACUGAUAUGUCAUUAUAGAUAUCACAAACAAACAAAAACACAAUAUGUUCAGGUUUCUAGUAACUGGACUUUAAGCUGAAAUUUAAGAUAUCAUGUCAAACGAAUUGACUAAUUUUUUUCUUUUUCUUUUUUUUUAUCUUUUUUUUUUUUUGGAGGGGGCGGGGGUGUUGCUAAGCAAAUCAGACUUUCUCAACCGGUAUGUUGUAAGUCCUGAGUAGGCCUUGAGGUUAUAUUGUUAUGUUAUUGUUAUGCUAUGGUAUGCUUUGGUAUGCUCUGGUAUGCAAUGGCAUGCUAUUGUAUGGUAUGGUAUGUUUUGGUAUGUUAUGUCAUGGUGUGUUAUGUUGUGUUAUGUUGUGUUAUGUUGUGUUAUAUGUGUUAUUUUGUAAUGUUAAUUAAUUUUGUUUUCUAGAUUAUUGUGCUACAAGACGCAAAUAGAUCAUUUCAGAGGGAGAGUCAUGGGCCCAUGGGCAAAAGUUAAAAAAGAAAGAUAAAAGACCAACAUACAAUUGCACACACAUGUCUUCAAAGUAAAAUCAAGCUCUCAUCAAAAUAAUGAAAUGGAAGAAACUGACACAGUAUUUCCGAACAUUGGGCAAUUUUUAGUAAGUUAUUUUUUGGCUCAACACCUUUUAUAUCCAUUUCAGAACAGAAUUCUGUGUAUUUUACGGGGGAAAAAAACAUUUAUGAAAA
Messenger RNA from Aplysia californica (California sea hare), 1883 nucleotides. RefSeq lists its product as uncharacterized. NCBI's taxonomy places the organism in Eukaryota, Metazoa, Mollusca, Gastropoda, Aplysiida, Aplysiidae. The record is from RefSeq and is a predicted model, not a curated record. Bases 103 to 1155 code for a protein of 350 amino acids. The transcript has 5 exons.